AACUUUCUCGCCCAAACAAACAAGAACCAAGUCAUUUUCCUCCCGAGAAACCGAGGGAAAAUGAGAGCCUCCACUUUCUUUCAGAAACUAUGGAGGAGAAGAAUACAAUCGCCGAGCUCUAUUUCACUGUCCAAGUCCUUUUGUACCGAUAACGGCGAUGGUCUCCAGAGCUCCAGGGUGAAGAUCUUCGACCGCCAUCUCAAACGCAAACAGCGUGACCGAGCCGCCUGGUUGAUGCGUCCAAAAGACUCCUUUGUGGAUGCUGUGGCUGAGAAUGUAUUAGAUCGUCUAGAGGACUGCAGAAAGUCAUUUCCUACUGCAUUAUGCCUAGGGGGUUCAGUAGAACCCAUCAGGCGUUUGUUACGUGGUCGUGGAGGCAUCGAGAAGCUUAUUAUGAUGGAUACAUCAUAUGACAUGUUAAAAGUGUGUAAAGAUGCUGAGAUUGAUAGAAGGGAUAAAGGGAUCGAAACCUCCUUUGUUGUUGGUGAUGAGGAAUUUUUGCCUGUUAAAGAAAGUUCUCUAGAUCUGAUAAUAAGUUGCUUGGGCCUCCAUUGGACUAAUGAUCUCCCUGGAGCAAUGAUACAGAGUAGAUUGGCAUUGAAGCCUGAUGGCCUGUUUUUAGCAGCUAUUCUUGGUGGAGAAACCUUAAAGGAGCUGAGAAUUGCUUGCACAGUAGCACAAAUGGAGCGUGAAGGGGGCAUCAGCCCGCGAGUAUCACCUUUGGCACAGGUGCGAGAUGCAGGAAACCUUUUGACCAGGGCAGGCUUUACCCUUCCAGGUGUUGAUGUUGACGAAUAUGUGGUUAAAUAUCAAAGUGCUUUGGAGCUAAUAGAACAUCUGCGUGCAAUGGGUGAAACUAAUGCUCUUCUACAAAGAAACAAGAUCCUAAAAAGAGAAACAUCCCUGGCAACUGCAGCUAUCUAUGAUUCGAUGUUCGGUGCAGAAGAUGGUACAAUACCAGCCACUUUCCAGGUUAUUUACAUGACAGGGUGGAAGGAGCAUCCAUCUCAACAGAAGGCCAAAAGGAGAGGUUCUGCCACCAUAUCCUUUAAUGACAUUCAGGAGCAGUUUGGUAGUGGAAGUUGAUUUGUUUGUGUUUAUUUGUAUGUGCAGAUUUCAAAUGGCUUUUACUUUUUUAAAUCAAAGUGAAUAAUUCCAUCAGGUAGUGCAAAAUCUGUGCACUUGGUCAAUAGUUGUUCCCAAAACCUUUUUGUCCCUUUUUUCUAAAGAAAAAAAUUUCCC
Morus notabilis is the source of this 1242-nucleotide messenger RNA. RefSeq names its product putative methyltransferase At1g22800, mitochondrial. The transcript is spliced from 11 exons. The record is from RefSeq and is a predicted model, not a curated record. The coding region runs from base 61 to 1086 and encodes 341 amino acids. Lineage: Eukaryota; Viridiplantae; Streptophyta; Magnoliopsida; Rosales; Moraceae. Gene Ontology annotation, molecular function: S-adenosylmethionine-dependent methyltransferase activity. Gene Ontology annotation, biological process: mitochondrial respiratory chain complex I assembly. Gene Ontology annotation, cellular component: mitochondrion.